This is a messenger RNA of Lentinula edodes (shiitake mushroom), 684 nucleotides long. RefSeq names its product UMP-CMP kinase. Bases 1 to 684 code for a protein of 227 amino acids. The record is from RefSeq and is a predicted model, not a curated record. Gene Ontology annotation, cellular component: cytoplasm; nucleus. NCBI's taxonomy places the organism in Eukaryota, Fungi, Basidiomycota, Agaricomycetes, Agaricales, Omphalotaceae. Gene Ontology annotation, biological process: CDP biosynthetic process; 'de novo' pyrimidine nucleobase biosynthetic process; UDP biosynthetic process. The transcript has 5 exons. Gene Ontology annotation, molecular function: ATP binding; UMP kinase activity.
AUGCCUACUAUCAUCGACAAAUUGUCUGAUGCUCUCCAUCUUCACUCCCACCAGAGCACUUUCGACUCAAAAGUAACGGUUAUCUUUGUCCUUGGUGGUCCUGGUGCAGGCAAAGGGACCCAGUGCGCGCGCCUCGUUGAAGACUUUAGCUUCUCUCAUCUUUCAGCUGGAGACCUCCUCCGUGCAGAACAGCACCGCGAAGGUUCUGAAUACGGCCAGCUCAUUCAAACCUGUAUCAAGGAAGGCUCUAUAGUGCCAAUGGAAGUUACCGUUAAACUCCUUGAGAACGCAAUGACCGCCACUCUGGCGGAACGAAGAUCUGGAGAGGGAUGGACUGACGGUCGAGGUCGCUUCCUUAUCGAUGGGUUUCCUCGAAAAAUGGACCAAGCAGAGAAGUUUGAACACGACGUUGGAAAAGCAACUGCGGUUUUGUUCUUUUCUACCACCCAAGAGGUCAUGCUUGAUCGUCUUCUUGAACGAGGCAAAACUAGCGGGAGGGAGGACGACAACGUUGAGAGUAUCAAGAAACGCUUCAAUACGUACAAGGAACAGACCAUGCCGGUCAUUGAACACUAUGAGAAACUCGGAAAAGUGAUAGAGAUUGAUAGUUCUGUCUCUAUUGAAGAGGUACACCAGAAAACCAGGUCUGCUGUAGCUAAACUUCUUUCUGGCUCUACCGCCUAA